UCCACCACGCCAAUUUUUGAUGCUAGGACAGCGCUCAUACUCAAUGCAACUUCGCGAAGAUAUACAGAACUCACCUCGAUCAUGGCAGUAUACUUCUUUCCUGAACUCGCUGCUCCAUAAGCACUUUCAAUGACAAUUGACAGGGCGCAUGGGAAUUUGGUAGAUUCCUCCGACAUCGGUGCCCAUGGGGUCGGAUGAGCGAAUGCUCUAGCCUGCACCGUCAGUCGGCACUUUGAUGUACGUUCCCAUCGGAUGUCGGCAGGCUUUUGAUUUCUUUCUAGUCAUCGCCUUUCGUAAUCCCUAUAAAAGUAGAUUUCAACAGCAACGCAAUGAGAUGGUCUCUUGCCCCGACUCUCUAACACAUCUUGGUUGCGGUGGACUAGGACGAGAAGAUGAUAUAUCACGACCCGGGAACGGCUUCUCAUUCGGACCACAGUACGCUUGUUGUACAGCGUGACGACGUUUCUUCCAUUGUCUCAAGUGUACAUGAUAUAGAGUUUGCUGAGAAGGGAAGGAGGAACGAUUAUUAUGGAGAUGGAAGUGAUGAUGUGAAGGAACCUGUUCCAAAGGUCAAGGAGACAUGUCCGUCGGAUAUGGACAGAUUCUUGGUCCUAUUUGAGGAGAAUGACCCAGAGAAUCCGUUCAAUUGGUCGGGAACAAGACGAUGGUUUAUUUCUGCUGUGGCAGCGUUCCUGAUUUUCAAUGCAACCUUCGCUAGCUCAUUACCUGCAGGCGUACUCCAGCAGAUGGAGACUCAUUUCAACUUCUCAGGCGAAGUUGGAGCACUGGUGCUAUCCCUUUUCGUACUGGGAUUUGCGGUUGGACCCAUUCUAUGGGGCCCUUUAUCAGAACAUUAUGGUCGAAGACCCAUCUCGUUGUACUCUUUCCCGUUAUUCAUAGGAACGCAGAUUGGAUGUGCCCUCUCGCCCAAUACUGCAUCCAUCCUGAUAUUCCGGUUCUUAGGUGGAGUAUUCUCUGCCGCUUCUUUGACUAACAGCGGCGGUAUCAUGUCUGACAUUUUCGAUGGGUCAGCUCGAGGGAGAGCCUUGGCUGGAUUUACUCUGGCCCCGUUCGCCGGCCCUUCCAUGGCACCGCUUGUUAGUGGUUGGAUGAACGUGGCUGGGGUCAGCUGGAGAUGGGUGUUCUGGCUGCAAACCAUAGUGGCCGGUGCUGCACUAAUCCUGGUUGUCUUUGCCCUGCCAGAGACAUUCAAACCUAUUCUGCUUGUACGGAAGGCUGAAAGGCGCCGUAAGCAGACAGGGGAUGGCCGUUGGUGGGCUCCUCUUGAGAAACAACGUGUCUCUUUCCUACGCCGGGUUAAAGACAUUGUUACUCGGCCGUUUCAGAUGCUAGUUGGCGAACCAAUGCUUCUGGCAAUUACUUUGUAUAUGAGCUUUGUCUAUGGAGUGAUAUACCUUCUGUUCGAGGCAUAUCCAAUUGUCUUCACCAUUGGGCAUCACUUCAAUAGCGGUGUAUCAGGUUUAAUGUUCCUUCCAAUCCCUAUCGGCGGCACUGUGGCUUGUGUCUUAUAUGUCGUCUAUUUUGAUCCCAUAUACCAAGUUGCCGUGAAGGAACACCAUCCUCAUCAUCCGCCCCCAGAGCAUCGACUGCACAAUAGUUUAUAUGCAUCCCUCAUCCUACCAAUCGCUUUCUUCUGGUUCGCAUGGACAUCCUACCCGAGUGUGUCAUUCUGGGCACCCAUGAUGGCAGGCUUUCCUUUGGGGAUGGGCACUGUGCUGCUUUAUCUGGGACUUUUCAACUAUAUCAUUGACACAUACCUGGCUUCCGCUGCAUCUGCCCUUGCUGCUACCGUCAUCGUGCGCUCAUUCUUCGGUGCAGGAUUCCCAUUAUUCGCGAAUCAAAUGUACGAUAAGCUCUCCCCACGAUGGGCUUCGACAUUGCUGGCCUUCAUCUCGGUCGUCAUGGCACCUAUACCGUUUGUGCUCAGGAAAUAUGGUCCCGCUUUGCGUCGGCGUUCAAGGACACGGAUUAAUGACGUUUGACUUGACGAGACAAUAAAUUGCUUUCUUGUGGAGGUUACACUAAUCACAUAGCAGAUAUAGUGUUUGCGUUUCCCCCCUCCCACAUCAUCCCUACUCACAUUAACUGAAUUUCCGUGGAUAUCUCACUAUUAGUAGCCUCUGUGAAACCUUCGACAGCGGAUAUCUGUAGCUUAAUACUUAGUCGUAAUCAAGUAAUUGUUCUUUCGUGCGGGCAACGAUGUCCUGAUCAAGGUGGCUUACUAGUCCAGCGCUGAUACCUACAUUUACUUGAAAAGUAGGAACUAGGUCGUUAGUUCGGACAGCCACUUACCCGCUCGCAUUCACAAAGAAGCGACAAGCGGACAAUCAUCGAAGUGAGCGGGUGGUAGUGUGCGACGGACCAAUAAAACCUACAAACCUGACGCCGUUCAAUAACUCUUUGUGUCGCUAUAGAUCCUACACAUGCCAAGCUAGAUCCGGGAAAGGUGAAGAAAUGCCAUUUCAUCAUAAGGGCGUAUUGCAGACGCUAUCCCCAUGGAGAGAGUUGAGGAUCCACAGUCUCAAAUUCGCAGCUAACAUAUCACAGUACCGCAAGUAUUGCAUGG
Molecule: messenger RNA, 2587 nt
Organism: Somion occarium
Lineage: Eukaryota; Fungi; Basidiomycota; Agaricomycetes; Polyporales; Cerrenaceae
Source: the annotation of a GenBank genome assembly